Thelazia callipaeda (thelaziosis nematode) is the source of this 921-nucleotide messenger RNA. The record is from the annotation of a GenBank genome assembly. Lineage: Eukaryota; Metazoa; Nematoda; Chromadorea; Rhabditida; Thelaziidae.
AUGUUCUCAGCAGAAGAUAUUUUUGCUGCUUAUGAACGCAUUCGAGAUUUUAUUCAUCGCACUCCUGUAAUGACGUCGAGUUACGUAGAUUCUUUAUGUGGCGUACAAGUGUACUUCAAAUGCGAGCAUCUUCAGAAGACAGGUUCAUUCAAAGCACGAGGAGCAUUGAAUGCUAUUACUCACAGCAGUGGUAAUUUUGGUCAAGCAUUGGCCUGGGCAGCUAAGAUCAAUCACAUUCCAUGCAAAGUUGUUGCACCUAAUGAUGCUCCAUCAUCGAAAUUGAAUGCUAUCAAAGAUUAUGGAGCUGAGGUUGUGCUUUGUGAACCAAAAGAUAGAGAGAUAGUUUGUGCUAAUCUUUGCAAUGAUCAAGUUGAUUUAGUUGAUCCUUACAACGAUUACAGAGUGAUGGCUGGACAGGGUACAAUAGGAAUUGAAUUUUUGGAACAGGUUCCGGACCUGGACAUAUUAUUGCUGUCAGUUGGUGGUGGUGGUUUUUGUUCAGGAAUUGUUGUUGCUGCUAAGAAAAUUAAACCAAACAUUAAAGUUUACUGCGUAGAACCUGAAGGAAAAAAUCUGCAGUACUCAUUGCUUCAAAGAGAAAGAUCUUGGGAUUCUGAUGCAGCUCCUGUGAAAACAAUUGCUGAUGGAAUACGAGUAUUACGAAUUGGUGAAAAAUGUUUUCCACCCAUUCUUGAAUUAUGCGAAAAUAAAGUUUUAACAGUAAAUGAUGGAGAAAUUAUUGAAGCGAUGAAACUUAUUUACAGCAGAAUGAAGCAAGCAAUCGAACCGACUGGAGCAGUCUCACUGGCUGCAUUACUCAAAUACAGAGAUCAGAUAAUCACUGAAAAUCGGAAAAAGAUUGGUCUCGUUUUUUGUGGUGGUAAUAUUGAUUUGGAACGAUUGUCAGCUUUGUUUCAAUGA